CCACGCAACCCCGCCCCCUGCGCGAAGGACCCCUGCGCCGCCUUAUGAUUGGCUGCGGGGAGGUCCUCCUUCCUUUUCUCGCUCGCUGGCAGGGAGGCCGCCGCCAAGAUGAAUGACACAGUGACCAUCAGAACCAGGAAGUUCAUGACAAACAGGCUGCUUCAGCGGAAGCAGAUGGUGAUUGAUGUUCUUCAUCCUGGGAAGGCCACAGUCCCCAAAACAGAAAUCAGGGAGAAGCUGGCAAAAAUGUACAAGACGACCCCUGAUGUAAUUUUCGUCUUUGGCUUCAGAACUCACUUUGGUGGUGGCAAGACAACAGGUUUUGGCAUGAUCUAUGAUUCUCUGGACUAUGCAAAGAAAAACGAACCAAAGCACAGGCUUGCCAGGCAUGGCUUGUAUGAAAAGAAGAAGACUUCUAGGAAGCAGCGAAAGGAGCGCAAGAACAGAAUGAAGAAAGUCAGGGGCACAGCCAAAGCAAAUGUUGGUGCCGGCAAGAAGAAGGUAAUCUGUGUGGUGUUGUAUAGCUUCUUAUCAGCUCAGUAGCUUAGUUUUGCUCCUCACUGCUGCAAGCUUAGCUGAUACAAUGUGAAAUAAUGCUUCUUAAAAUGAUUGUUUCCUACAUGUCACUGGAAUGAAAGUUAAAAUUCCGUAAAUCUAACAGUAUUGCGCUAAUCUCAUAACUCAGCCUUGCAAUGUACAAAUUAGAUUUUCUUAACACUUGUUACUCGGACUACCUAAAUAUCUAAUACUUACUCCACCAAGUUACUGUUAUUUAUGGUGUUAUUUGUAGAGGAGAUUUUGUUAAGGAUGUGUGGUGUUGUAGAUAGUGAAGACAGUGUGUAAAUAAGGUAGAAUGCCUGCUUUAUCCUGUCUUUGACUGAUUCCCAAGACAGUGGGGGUUUUUCCCCUGGUGGGAGCUUCCUAUGCUGUGGCUGAACUUGAUGCAAGCUUUUCAGGUGAGCAGCUUGGAGAGAGACAGAGUUCUGUUAUCAUUAAAUAAAAAAACCCCACCACAACUGAGGAGUAACCUGGGUGUGAAGAUGGUUAUAUACCUUAGCAGUUUUUUAUCCUCUGAAAAAUACUGAGUAAGCUGUGCAGCUAAAUGGGUUUUUCCAAGUGUUUUAACAAGGGAAGAUAGGGCAUUGAGAUUUGACACUUAGCUCUCUAGCUG
Molecule: messenger RNA, 1171 nt
Organism: Chroicocephalus ridibundus (black-headed gull)
Lineage: Eukaryota; Metazoa; Chordata; Aves; Charadriiformes; Laridae
Gene: RPS24
Product: ribosomal protein S24
Exons: 5
Coding region: 109-543 (144 amino acids)
Biological process (GO): translation
Cellular component (GO): ribosome
Molecular function (GO): structural constituent of ribosome
Source: RefSeq, a predicted model, not a curated record